UACACAUUAUCAUCCAACCAGUUUUCCGUCUUACAGAUUGAUACUUUAUGUGUUCAUCUUAUCGUUAAAAAUUAAAAAAAAUUGUUUACAAUUAUUGUCAAUUAUUACAAAACAUCACACCAAUACACAAUACACAUUUUAAUAGCUGUUGAUGUGUAAAAAACUUCCAUACUUACGGCCGUCGACCACCGGACCUGUGUUUUUCCGUUUGACUUGACCACCGCCGGAAGUGUAUGUAAACACACAUUACCCAGACUGCUGACAUUGAGAGAAAUUAAAAGUGUCUCAACAAACGAUGGGAAUUAUUUAUAUUAUUUAUACAUUGACUGUUUUAAUUAAUGUAUACGAAGCAAUUGAAUUUACUUCGGUGGUAUCGAGUAAACUAAACAACGCAAUAUUCUUAUAUCCAGGACAGGCUAAAAGCGAACGAGAUUUGAACAUAUGUGAACAAUAUAGCGUGUGCAACAUUGUACACCACAGAUUUUGGUUUCCGCCUCAAAUCGAACGUUUAUGUAAAUGUCCAAAUCGUGAAGAAUGUCCAUGGAAAUGGACCACAGACGAUAAUCAUACGAUGCCACUAGAUAACCGCUCUCAACUCAAGUUUUGCGAGCCAGUAAAUGAAUUACCGGAUUGCACAAAGAAAGUCGGCGAGUCGAUUACAAUUGAACGAAGUAAAGAAGAUAACAAUGUUCAAAUUAAAGGGAAAGUACAAUGCAAUUGCCCCAAGCAUACAACCUGGGAAUUGAUAAGACACGAACAAAACGAUCACCAUAACACCACUACUGACAAAAGUUUUGUUAAAGACUUAUUUAAAUGUAUAAAGCUGAGCGAUUGUAAUAUGGGCGAUUUUUGCGGACAUAUAAGGACUGAUUACAUAUCAACAUAUACUAAAUGUACCUGUCCUUACGGUAGUUUAUGUUUACAUAAAGACAGAACCGAAGUACCAGCGUACGAAAUGUUUUUCUACGGACAAUCAUUCAGAGCCGAGUGCAUACCAUUUCCGACAAAUGCAAAAUUAAACGAAGUCUGAUUAAAAAAAAUUAAUAUUAAUAGGUUAUUUUUUCAACACUAUUAUUUUAUAAAAAUAAUUUUAUGAAUUUUUAAAGACUAACUAAAUUAGAAAAAGUUGCCAUACAACAUUUUGUUAUUUUUAUAAUAAUAUUAAAGUUCUUUUACACAACACAAAUGACUUACUUGUGACGAUUGUCUAGCCAACGCUUUGACCAACGGCACUAACUCAUCGUGAAAUCGAUCAGGCCAAAGUGUCCUAGUAACUAAGCCAUAAUAGUGGGCUUGACCUGCAGUCAGUCUCUGACUGCCCAUGAUCAUUUCGGCAACCAAAAGUCUACUCAAAAUAGUUGUAGCUGCACCCUCUGCGAUAUGACCAAGUUGUGCAUACGGCGCUUCAAAAGUUGCUUUAUCGCUAGCAAAUACUAAAUCGAAAUGGGCCAACAUUGUUGCGCCAAGUCCAACAGCAGCACCAUCCACCCCGGCGACAAGUAAUUUAGGGAAAUUACUUAAGCAAGUGAUAAACUUCCUAAAAAGUAAAUAAUAAUUUUCAUGUUAUUUAUAUAAUAUAUUGUUGUCAUAUCACCAAUAUUGUAUUUAAAAUUAAAAAUCCAAAUUGUGUAUGCUUUUAGAAAUUUAAAACUUUGUACUUGUAGACGUUACCGAGAAUAUCAGUUUCCAAAUAAAAAAAAUGUAUUUUUUCCUUA
This is a messenger RNA of Adelges cooleyi (spruce gall adelgid), 1715 nucleotides long. RefSeq names its product kappa-scoloptoxin(11)-Ss1a-like. Bases 296 to 1030 code for a protein of 244 amino acids. The transcript has 5 exons. NCBI's taxonomy places the organism in Eukaryota, Metazoa, Arthropoda, Insecta, Hemiptera, Adelgidae. The record is from RefSeq and is a predicted model, not a curated record.